GUAAAAUGCACAACAAAACUUGCUUGACAUUGUGGAGGAAACAUUGGGACCUCGCCGCUGCACUUGAUUGUCUCUCAACUAUCCAUUUAGAUUUUUUUAUUCUACUCUCUCGCGCUGAAACACAUCUGCCCGUCAUCUUGUCUCCUCGCAAAAGCAGCAGAUUCCUGCUGAUGCAGCGAUGUCUGGAAAUGUCAACGGCUCGCUUAUUGCCCCGUACUGUAUCUCCCCCCCUGAAUUGCAGAGCAAGAUUUUCUCCUGCGGUAUACUGUAAGCUGUUCACACCACGGUGCCGCCGCUGCAGCUUUGCCAUCCUAUCUUUUCGCUCCUUUUCCACCUCAGGCUUUCCUCAUUAGACUCACCUGCAUUGCUUUACCUCAUCUUGCUUCACCGUCUAAAGACGUUUACACAUGUUUGAGGGCGCUUUGUGGCGGACUCUGUUGGGAUGAACACUGUAAGGCUCUAAGCUUUUUUCUGGGUAGGUGCAAUGUAAAGUUGCCACAUGACACCCGCUGGUGCCCUGCCGUUGGAUGAUUUUACUCGAGGAUAAGACGCAUUCAAGACCUUUCAAGAGCAACUCACGAGGCAGCAGUAACAACAGCAGCAGAUGCACUGGAGAGCAGCAAUGGUCAAGUCAGCGAGAACCGCAGUGGAGCCGCACUGAGGCAAAGCAGCCAGCCAGCCCCCUCGUUUCUGGGGACGUCUCCAACAGUUUAAGGGGUGUGGGAAGCUGAGGAGUGGAAAAUUUCCCCCAAACCUGAAUGCCCACUCAGUCAGACUAACCGACAUCCCAACACAACUUCUCCUGGACUUCCUCCUCUACCUCCUCCUCCUCCCAAAAUGACCGUGGUAGCAGGCGAUAACAUGGACGAGACCUCGGCUGUCCCUGGCCACCCUCAGGACACCUACCCCCCAGACCACAAUGACCAUGAAUGCUGCGAGAGGGUGGUAAUCAACAUAGCUGGUCUCCGGUUUGAGACACAGUUGAAAACUCUCUCCCAGUUCCCAGAAACCUUGCUGGGCAACCCUAAAAAGCGGAUGCGGUACUUUGAUCCUCUGAGAAACGAGUACUUCUUCGACAGAAACCGCCCCAGCUUCGAUGCCAUCCUAUACUACUACCAGUCUGGGGGUCGGCUGAGAAGACCAGUGAAUGUCCCUUUGGAUAUGUUCUCAGAAGAAAUAAAAUUUUAUGAGCUGGGAGUGGAUGCCAUGGAGAAGUUUCGUGAGGAUGAGGGUUUCAUCAGGGAGGAAGAGCGUCCUUUACCAGAGAAGGAGUUCCAGCGUCAGAUUUGGCUCCUCUUCGAGCACCCAGAAAGCUCAGGCCCUGCAAGAGGGAUUGCCAUAGUGUCUGUGAUGGUAAUCCUGAUUUCAAUAGUCAUAUUUUGUUUAGAGACUUUACCACAGCUGAAAGAGGACCCAGCAGGUCGAAUAGUGAGAGUUGGGAACACUACUAUGUAUUACAAGCCAAAUAUCCUCACUGACCCCUUCUUUGUCAUUGAGACACUCUGUAUAAUCUGGUUCUCCUUUGAGUUGAUAGUACGCUUUCUGGCGUGCCCAAGCAAACCGGCCUUCUUCAAGAACAUGAUGAACACAAUCGACAUAGUGGCUAUCAUCCCUUACUUCAUUACACUCGGCACAGAGCUGGCUGAAGACCCAGAAAAAGAGGGAGUGGGGGAGCAGGCAACAUCUCUGGCCAUACUCAGGGUGAUCCGCCUGGUCAGGGUGUUCAGGAUCUUCAAACUGUCACGCCACUCCAAAGGACUGCAGAUUUUGGGGCAGACCCUCAAAGCCAGCAUGCGAGAGCUUGGAUUGCUGAUCUUCUUUCUAUUCAUUGGAGUCAUCUUGUUCUCCAGUGCUGUCUACUUUGCUGAGGCAGAGGAGCAAGGAUCCUACUUUGGCAGCAUCCCCGAUGCAUUUUGGUGGGCGGUUGUGUCUAUGACAACUGUGGGCUAUGGGGACAUGGUCCCGGUCACUAUAGGAGGCAAGAUAGUAGGAUCUCUGUGUGCCAUUGCUGGAGUGUUGACAAUUGCGCUCCCAGUGCCUGUCAUUGUGUCCAACUUCAACUACUUCUACCACAGGGAGACUGAGGGAGAAGAGCAGGCCCAGUUGCUCAAUGUCAGCAAUCCCAACAUCCCCUCUGAAACCAACUCCAGUCGCCGUAGUUCAUCCACCGUCAGCAAGUCAGAGUACAUGGAGAUUGAUGGAGACAUAAACAAUAGCAUCGACAACUUUAGGGAGGCUAACCUCAGAACUGGCAAUUGCACUAUAGCCAACCAAAACUGUGUAAAUAAAAGCAAGCUACUUACAGAUGUUUAGACACUAGUUAGGAACUUUGGGAUCUCUAUGGGACUGUCAUAUAUGGAGUAGACCAUCAGUUAGGAAUGCUUAAUCUACCACCCCAAAGCGCUCUGUGGCAAUAGGCCUACAGCUAUGCUCAGCUAUAUAGAAAGGAAACAGAAAAAAGCUCUUAGGGUAUGUGACAGGUAGAUAGAAUAAUUAAUUCUUCUGAUCCUACAAAUAUAUAGGUACAUCAAAAAGAAAACAUCAAUUAUUACACAUACACACGGUUCCCUGGAGGACGCAGAGCACACACUGUCUUAUCAGAUGACCGCGUGAUAAUUAAAAUCUUAUGCAUGGAGUACAGAUAACAUUUCAGCAAGUUGCACAAUGCACCAGAAAAGUCUGCAGAGACAUGCAAGCAUCUGCAGCCAAGUGGUAAGCGCCAAGAUGUUAGGUGACCCCCGCCACCCCUCCUCCUUUCUCCUCUCUCCCUACAAAGGAUCUACUGUUCAGCAAAGCACCUUAUAGGAGGAAGACUGAUCUCUCUUGUUUGGAUGUAAAGAGAUGGUGAUCUACACGCUUCACGGACAUCCGCAAUGCUGCUGUUUUCUAGCAGAUGCUAUAAUUGUGAUAUCACCAAGUGAUUCAAUGCCAUGCCCUUUAGAUGCAACACAGCACAAUGAUAAAGUGAGCUUCACAUGAGCAUGAUUAGAGACUUUCCAUUUUGAUAACGGCAUGCAUGAGACAUAUCACACACAAUGGAAAGGAUGUUCUUUUGGAUAUCUACCUCCAUCCCCCGUUCUCAUCUGUUUUCAUACUGAGUGCACUGGAUGAGUUUUUAAUUUGAAAUGUUAAUCAUUUAGAAGUAUAGACAUUGAAUGUUAAAUCUUAAGGGAACAGUACAUAAAUGAGAUCAUAGCAUGAAAAAAGUAACCUGCAUUAUGGUCUACUGACUAAGGUACUUUUGUAUCCUGGUAUAUUUAAUGCAUGACACGAGUAUACAGCUUGUUGCAAUUCAGGCACUCUGCAGUGCCCUAUUGUCAGGGAAACUAAGGAAAUCAAACUCUGGAUGUUUCUGAAUUGCGAUCAAAUAUAUCCAAACCCACCUUGGAGGAUGCAGAGUUUCUAAUUAAAAAGUAGUCAAAGAAACUGAAUAAAUAUUAUCAAAAAUGCAUAUAAUCAUAAUAAGCACCAAUUACAGUAUUAUGUCAAUAGUGCAGUGCAUGGACCUUCUUUGAACAAGAAAAGUUACACAUUUCGCUAGUCAUGCAUCCAUUUACACGUCAAUUUGAAUACAUAUUGGUUUGGAAUCUACAAAAAAAAGGAUCAAUACCAAAUUUCACUUCAUAUUAGAGAGGAUUAUUCUGACAUUAGUUGCUAGUGCCUUUAUCCUUUCACCAACAGGACCAGUGAUAGUGCCUCUGUGUACAAGGGGAUUUGUGAGGUUGAGCUGAGCAGGUGUACCUUCUGUUCUAGCGUUGAUACACAGUUGGUUUUGAUGUUAAUAAUGCCAGAUGAGCAAGGUUGAAACAGUAGGUGAUUGUGGUCAAAAAAAGAAAAGAUGAUCCAUGGCUGUUAUGCACAACACAGUUUUCAUGCUGUCACGCACUUAAUUAUGCCCUUAAGCAGCAAUGUAUUGUACUCUGCAUGUUUACCAGUUCAAUUCAAAAGGGAAUAUCCAUAGGUCUUAAACAUAUUUUAUUUAUGUUUGUUGUUUUUUUUUUUCGUGCACCAUGCAUCCUUUCAGGGUCUCUACCUCAGUGAGGUCAUUGCAAACUUGCUGCAGAGCUGCAAGCUUCAAUGCAGGGCUUCCAAUACCAUAAUGCAAAAUGGAACCUUAAGUGUAAACUGCAUUCAUGCAACAUUGAAUGUGAGAGUCCCAAGCAUAGCCUUUACACAAGCACUUAGGCAAAUAGUGUACAAUCCUGCUCCUUUUUUUCACUUAAAGCUACGCACAAUCAGAACAUUCAUUUGUAGAGAUUGCUUGACUCUCUUAACGGGAUGAGAUCGACUGUUUUAUAUGUUAGUUUCUUUGAAUCAGUGGUAUCAAAGUUACUGUUGAGUCACAGAAACACACCUGAAUGUGUUUCAACACACCACACACACAUAAACACACACACACACACACACACACACACACACACACACACACACACACACACACACACACACACACACACGCCCGUCUUUUUGCACAAGGAUUUUGUUCUGUAGCCUGAAUUAUUUUGCUUGUGAAUUUGUUUUACUUUUUCACUGUGCUCAUAACUAGUGCAUUGCUUCUCAGCAUAUUGUUCCAGACAGGCUAACUGCAGAUAGAUUUGGAAACUGUAAUAAGUACUUGAACAUCUCUAGCUACUGUACACUAAUUUACACUCAGCAUUGAGAUGAAUUCACCCAAAUGAUAGUAAGAUUUUGUACUGUACUGUAUGCUCUUUUUUAAUUUAGCACUCCCCUGACAAGGUCCUGUACUUGUCUUGAAUGUCAUAGUUAUUUCUGUUGGUGCAAUGGCUAUCCUUUGUGGUGCUAGUAAAGGACUACCAUUGAUGUAUUGUUCCAUCACACGUUAUCUGAAGCAUCAGCUGAUGUAAGCCUUUGUUAAUUGUUUUGGACAAAACUUUUUUCAUUUUGUAAUCCUUGCUCCUGUUUUGUUUUUGGUGGCUGGUUGGUUACGACCAAUCGUAAUGACGUUUGUCAUUUUAUUUGGAACUGAUCUUUGUACUGUACUGCUGAAGAGUGUCUGCCUCAGGUGAGGUACAAUUUCAAGAGCCUUGCUAGUUGUCAGUAGCUUAACGUGAGAGCAAAAAAGAUACACAUUUGUGUCAGGGAUCUAAAAUUUGUAUAUGGUCUCUCAUGCAGAAGGACACAAAUAAUACCCAAUACCAUACAUUAUAUUACUAUAUAGAGAGAUACAAGGUAAUUAUAGAAGUCUCAUAAAUGCAGCUAUCAGGAAAUUGUUUGCUUUAGUCACAAGUUUCUCGUACAACUGAUGCUUGAUGUGUGUAACAUGUCAUGCAGGAAACAGCCGAUAGUGAGGUGAAGAAAAUACAAAUGGUAUCCCUCAUGUUAGCAGUGCUUCUGCUACUCUUGCUGUAAAGGUAUGUAUGGAUGGUGCUAUGCAUUCAAUUACACAAAAGAAACAUGCAUUCUUAACAGCAAUAGAAUAACAGAUCGCCUGCUUCUUAGAUGCUUUUGUAAAAAUAGGAAAACAAAUGUAUUUUGAAUGUAAGAGAAACUGCUAUCACUUGACAGAGAACUUGCAACAGGGCUGUUUAUGUACUAAUGUCUCACCCUCUGUUAUGUGAUUUUGUAAGGUCAGUGGGGUCAAACAUGGAGGCUGAUAUUUUACUGAGAGAACCCCGUGAAAAAUACAAAUAUAGGCUUUGUAAUAGUGGCAGUCCCCAUUAACCACCCAGGUUGGACUGGAGUUGUUUUGCAGUCAGGAACAAAGGCUGCUGAAGUGUUCAGUUGAACGUACAACACAGUCCCAAAGGAAGAGCCCAUAAUUCACUUAGAGAGAGCAUCCAUCAUCAGUUCUGUCUGUCGGACUGAUCAGCUGUGUGAGAGAAAGUCAGAGAAGGUGCCUAAAAUGUUUUACAUAUUCCUUUGUUUAGCUUACUGUUAGAUGUUAUGCUUCUGCAAACAAACAUGAGAGACAAGAUCUAAAGAAUGACAUUAACCUAAUUAAAGUAUGAGAAAAAACAUGAAAUGUCAUGGGAACAAAAUGCAAUUUAGCUACAAUAAGAUAAAGAAAAGUAACCACUAUAUACUGCAAUGACGUAUGAAAAACUAUUUUAAUGUGUGUUUUUAUUUUCCUGUUUUAUUUUUUGUCACUGUAACAUGACUGAUUUAGGAAGAACAUGCCAUAUAAUGGAAUAUCAAAGACAAUAUGUCCCUUUGGCAAGUCAUGAUGUUGAAACUACUGUAUUAUGAUCCAUUGCUAUACACUAAAUGAUAUGGUCAAGAAGUGUACUAUUAUAAAAAAAAACAAAAACAACAUAUGGUUUGGAUUCAUUCAAACACCAUAUUCACAUUUUUCCAAUCUCCACUGCUGAACCUACUGCUAUAAUGUAUCUCUACAGAAAUCUACUUAUCGCAAAAAACUGCAUGGUCGACUGCAUGAGUUUUGCCUUUCAAACAGUGGAUCAACUAUAAUACAGUUGCAUCAUUAAAAAAAAAAGAAACCCUUGCUUUCAUCUGUACCAAGGCUUCCUGGAAGGCCCUGUUCAGAAGUUGUCGUGAAACGUGUCCUCUGCUGGAUUUCUUAAAAGCACCUUAGCGCUGACCUCAUCACUAAGUCGAUGUUGGGUAUCCGAGCCGCACUCAGCGUCUGUUUGUGAUUUUCAGGUUGUGCUUGCUAGGCUCUGAAUGUGAGCAAGGACAUUAAGGGCUAGUUUCUCAAACUUUAUCUCUAUUCUAGGACUGAAACGCUCUUUCAACUGACAUUUUGCCUAUUGUCAUCUCAGUCUAGACUGUAGUGAUACUGUGUUGUGGGAACCAUGCCCAUCAUGUCUAAGCAGGGCCUGUGCCACACACCCUCCUCUGUACUACAUUGGUUUUAAGGCAUUCUUGUUUGCUGAAGGUCUCGGACUGCUUUCUGCCUGCUGAGGAGGCACUGACAAGAUCAAAUGUUGGGAUGUUGUGUACCUCACUCGCCAAAGGUGAUUGUUGAUAUGACGUUAGAAGUGUGAUGGCCAUGAGUUUGUUUUUUUCUGUCAAGAAUGCACAUUUAAUCGUUAGCAGGAAAGUUUUGGAGCAAAGCGCAAAAAGGACUGUUGAACUCUUUUGCUCUUCUUUUCAUCCACAAGCCAACCAAACUCUGAUUGUGUUAUCCAAUCCAGCCGUCAUUGUCAUGUUAUGUUUCCAAAGGAUUAUGCUGCAAUGUGUUCAGUUUGUCAGAUGAUGACAAAGGCAUGGUCUGUGAUCUAUGCAAGGGUUAUUUGUUUUUGUUUUUCUUCUAUCACUUAUAAUUUACAUUAACUUCAAUAAAUUUUUAAGGAUCUGCUGGUGUAUGAUCAUUAUGGCUUGGGGUUUGGGGUGUUUAUCUGCAAUG
This is a messenger RNA of Micropterus salmoides (largemouth bass), 7327 nucleotides long. RefSeq names its product potassium voltage-gated channel, shaker-related subfamily, member 1a (gene kcna1a). Bases 838 to 2313 code for a protein of 491 amino acids. The transcript has 2 exons. Gene Ontology annotation, cellular component: paranode region of axon; voltage-gated potassium channel complex; neuronal cell body. Gene Ontology annotation, molecular function: protein binding; delayed rectifier potassium channel activity. The record is from RefSeq and is a predicted model, not a curated record. Lineage: Eukaryota; Metazoa; Chordata; Actinopteri; Centrarchiformes; Centrarchidae. Gene Ontology annotation, biological process: protein homooligomerization; potassium ion transmembrane transport.